Ostrea edulis (European flat oyster) is the source of this 1176-nucleotide messenger RNA. Its product is annotated as ubiquitin-like protein 7. Gene Ontology annotation, cellular component: cytosol. Bases 99 to 1058 code for a protein of 319 amino acids. The record is from RefSeq and is a predicted model, not a curated record. Gene Ontology annotation, molecular function: polyubiquitin modification-dependent protein binding. Gene Ontology annotation, biological process: ubiquitin-dependent protein catabolic process. The transcript is spliced from 10 exons. NCBI's taxonomy places the organism in Eukaryota, Metazoa, Mollusca, Bivalvia, Ostreida, Ostreidae.
CAAAAACAUAGUCUAGGUCACCUACACGUUUGUCAAGGCAGUGUUCUACAAGUGGUGAGUCAAACGGCUUGCGUGACCUAGGCUAAGCAAAAACAAAGAUGACUAGUUUGACAGUCUGCAAUAGCAUAGACCCAGGAAAACCAGAGAGAUUAAAGAUUAAUGCCGUAAAUUUGAAAGGUUCUGUGCAAAAUCUGAAAGAUGGAAUUUCAAAGACGAUAAAUAAAUCUGUUUCCGAAUUUGAGGUAAUUUACUGUGGGCAGUGUUUAGAUGAGCAGAAGCCUCUUGAGACUUACGGAUUAAAGAAUGGAGUCAUCCUGUACUUGGUUAAAAAACAUCACAAAGAACCAAGAAAAUCACCAGAAAAGAUGUCUGACAUGGCCAUGAGUCAGUUGGCAGUGACUUUACAGUCUGCAUUAUUAAGCCCUUCAUGUAAACACACUAUUGAAAAAAUGUUGAAUAGCCCAGAAGCAUUGGAGCGUUUGAUUUCUGCCACACCAGGGUUGGAGGGUGACCCUGUAGCUAUAUCCAUGUUGCAAGAUCAAGAACUCCUGACAAUACUCGCUCACCCAGAAAAUAUAAAACAGGUGGUGGACAAACACCCAGCUUUUGGAUAUGCUGCAAUGACUGUGUGUCAGAUGGUGAAUGAAGAAGGCUCUGGUAGAGACUCGGAUAGAAUUACUACAGGUUCUUUCUACUUAGAUCAAAUGUCUGAUGAUGAAGAUGACUCAAUAGCCAGUAGACCUGGUCCAAGUUCCGGUGGAAUCACAGCAUCACAGUUGGCUGCAGCUUUAGCAUCAGCCACAGGUUCUACACAAGGGGGAGCCACUAGUCAACCUUUGCAGAAUAUUUUACCAGGUGCAAUAACAGCAGAUUUCUUCCAGCAAGCCAUUAGACAAGCUCAGGUGUCCACUGACCAGGGCCAGUUAUUACAGACACAGCUACAACAGCUGAGAGACAUGGGCAUCACGGACGAGGCUUUAGCCAGGCGAGCUCUACAAGCCACAGGCGGGGACCUCCAAGCAGCUCUAGACAUGCUAUUUGGGGAUGGACAAUUCUAAUAUCAGUGAUCUGACUGUUCCAUAAGAAAUGUGGAAUGAAGACAAUGUCUAUAUGUGCUGUAGAAGAUAAAUAUACUAUUUAUCUAAUAUGUGUUUAAUAAAAUGGUUUGUAUACAAA